Humulus lupulus (European hop) is the source of this 1300-nucleotide messenger RNA. Its product is annotated as senescence-specific cysteine protease SAG39-like. NCBI's taxonomy places the organism in Eukaryota, Viridiplantae, Streptophyta, Magnoliopsida, Rosales, Cannabaceae. Gene Ontology annotation, molecular function: cysteine-type endopeptidase activity. The transcript is spliced from 2 exons. The record is from RefSeq and is a predicted model, not a curated record. Bases 81 to 1109 code for a protein of 342 amino acids. Gene Ontology annotation, cellular component: lysosome.
GUAUCAAAAUGUACCUCCUCACUUCACUUCUGAUAUACACUCGUAUAAAGUUUCAUAACGAUAAAACAAGCUAGCAAGUAAUGGCUUCAAGAUCACAAAAAGUUUCUGUGGUGUUAGCUCUAGUGUUAGUCUUGGUCAUGUGGGCUUCCGAGUCUCAAUGUCGGACUUUGAACGAAUAUUCCAUGUCAGAACAACACGAGCAAUGGAUGGCUCGCUAUGCUCGCACCUACAAAGAUGAUGCCGAAAAGGAAAUUCGUUUUCAAAUUUUUAAGAAGAAUGUGGAGUUCAUUGAGUCGUUUAACAAAGCAGGGAACAAGUCGUACAAGCUAGGCCUCAAUGAAUUUGUGGACCUUACCAAUGAGGAAUUCAGAGCCUCUCAUAAUGGCUACAAAAAGUCGUCCAGUGUCCCUAGAAACACACCAUUUAAGUAUGAAAGUGUGACCGCAGUUCCGUCCACCAUGGAUUGGAGGAAGAAGGGAGUUGUCACUCCAGUCAAGGACCAGGGUCAAUGUGGAUGUUGCUGGGCGUUCUCUGCAGUGGCUGCCACAGAAGGAAUCACACAAUUGUCCACAGGAAAGUUGAUAUCCUUAUCUGAACAAGAAUUGGUCGAUUGCGACACAAGCGGUACUGACCAAGGUUGCGAGGGAGGACUCAUGGACGAUGCCUUUGAGUUCAUCAUCAACAAUGGAGGCCUCAACACAGAGGCCAACUACCCUUACAAGGGAGUUGACGCAACUUGUAAUAAGAAGUCUGCAUCUUCCGAUGCUGCCAAAAUAACCGGCUACGAAGAUGUGCCAGCCAAUAACGAGAAGGCAUUGUUGAAAGCCGUCGCCAACCAGCCAAUCUCAGUGGCAAUCGAUGCUGGUGGUUCUGAGUUCCAGUUGUACUCGAGUGGCGUCUUCACCGGGGAAUGUGGAACCCAAUUAGACCAUGGUGUGACAGCCGUAGGAUAUGGGACUGCAAAUGAUGGUACUAAGUAUUGGUUGGUGAAGAAUUCAUGGGGUUCCAGUUGGGGUGAGAAUGGUUACAUUAGGAUGCAGAGAGACAUGGAUGCCAAGGAAGGCCUUUGUGGCAUUGCUAUGGAUGCUUCUUAUCCUACUGCCUCAUAAAUGUUUUUAUAUGUAAAUGUAAUAGUUGAAAUGAAUGUUCCUCAUCUAGCUAUAGUUCUUAAAGUUAUACAUGAAUGUAUUUUCUGAUAUUGUUUAUAUAAAUAUAUUUAUAUAACCCUUCUACUUUUAUAGUUUGUUAUAAUAGAUUGAUCAUAUUAUACUUUUAAAUAGAAUCAAAAGUUUGUCUUUCA